Messenger RNA from Paramecium sonneborni, 258 nucleotides. Lineage: Eukaryota; Ciliophora; Oligohymenophorea; Peniculida; Parameciidae. The record is from the annotation of a GenBank genome assembly.
AUGAAACAAAAGGAAAACUAAAUACUCUUACUCAUGAAUGAAAUCCAAAAUUAAAAUUACCUUUUUUAUUUUCUGAUAGACAAUUACCUAAUAACUAAUAAAUUAGAUUAAGCUAUUGGUUUUGCUACUUAUUUCAAUACUCUCUAUAUAAGUAUAUUGUAUACAUUCUGUAAAUAUUAUGAAAAAAAUAUUAUCAAAAUUGACUUCCUAAACUUAAAUGGAGUUUAUCAGUUUUAAUAAAUUUAUAUUUUUAAUUGA